This is a messenger RNA of Cadophora gregata, 1668 nucleotides long. RefSeq lists its product as uncharacterized. The coding region runs from base 1 to 1668 and encodes 555 amino acids. Gene Ontology annotation, biological process: membrane protein proteolysis. The transcript has 4 exons. Lineage: Eukaryota; Fungi; Ascomycota; Leotiomycetes; Helotiales; Ploettnerulaceae. The record is from RefSeq and is a predicted model, not a curated record. Gene Ontology annotation, cellular component: membrane; lumenal side of endoplasmic reticulum membrane; cytoplasmic side of endoplasmic reticulum membrane. Gene Ontology annotation, molecular function: aspartic endopeptidase activity, intramembrane cleaving.
AUGGACCACUUCUUCUCUUACUUCGAAGGGGACAGCCCAGUCCUCCAGUUCAUCGGCAAAUGGAGCUACCUCAUCUAUACCCGACAAGAGCUUAUCCAGAUGUACAUCCAUCUGAUCCUGGCGGCCGUUUUCCCUAUCUACAUUGGCUCUCACGCUUCGCUACGUCGUCCACCUUCUGCUGCUGUACCGAAGAAGAAGGCACCGGGCGAGGACGGAGAUGAUGAGGAGGAAGUCCAGAUUGAGGGCAUGACGCCUAGUGAUGCUGUUCUGUUCCCGAUCUUGGCGGGUGUCACGUUGGGUGGCCUGUAUCUGGUGAUAAAGUGGCUGGAUGAUCCCAAGCUGUUGAACAAGAUUUUGAAUGUUUACUUUUCUGGUCUCGGUAUCUUUGGGGUCGGUAAACUAGCAGCAGAUUGUUUGAAUGUAGCGACGACAUUCAUCUUCCCCAAUGUAUGGUCAUCUGCUACGGAGACAUACUUCAUCGAACCUCUGCUGUCCCAACAGGUAACUGGAUGUGUAAACAAAGCUCGGGUACAAAUUCACCGAAAAUUUGUGGAGGACAAGACGAACCCCUUCCCAGGAUUCUUGUCUAGCAUCCAAUUCUCACCAGCUAUCAACAAAAAGUUGUGGUCGCUUCGCGCGAUGUUGAAGAAUCAUUGGGUUUUCAAAGCUUUUGUUCAUGGUAUCUUCAGUGCGAAGGGCAACAUCAAGCUCAAUGACGUUCUUGGUUUUGUUAUCGGAGUCGCUACAAUUGCUCUCUACAAUAUGAAUGGCAAAGCAUGGUGGCUCACCAAUAUCAUGGGUUUCGGAUUCUGCUACGGUACACUACAGCUAAUGUCACCAACCACCUUCUGGACCGGCACCCUCGUCCUGGCUGGUCUCUUCAUUUACGACAUCGUAAUGGUCUUCUACACACCACUCAUGAUCACGGUCGCCACAUCCCUGGAAGUGCCGAUCAAGCUUGUCUUCCCGGGCCCCAAACGCGGCAGUAUGCUCGGUCUAGGCGAUAUUGUCCUCCCUGGCAUUAUGAUGGCUCUCGCACUCCGCUUCGACCUCUAUCUCCACUACCUGCGCAAGCAGCGCACUACUUCCAAGCCUACCAUCCCGCCUCGUGCUAUUGAGCCAGACACGAUCAUCCGUGCUCCGUACGUUGAAGCUACGGGUCAAUGGGGCGAGCGAUUCUGGACUCGGCUAGCAAAGAAGGGAGAUGCUGACACCGUUGCGGAUGGUGCCCGAUUCUCGAAAGUCUACUUUAAAGCGAGUCUGGUGGGGUAUGUCCUCGCGAUGCUGGUUACACUUGUGGUCAUGAAUAUCUUCAAUCACGCUCAGCCUGCACUCUUGUAUCUUGUCCCCGGUGUGUUGACUGCUCUUUGGGGCACUGCGCUUGUGAGAGGUGAGGUGGGCCUCAUGUGGGAGUACUCCGAAGAUGGAGAGUGGGGGCUCGAACCUUUGAAAAAGAAAGACGGGGAGGAAGCCGAGAAGGGAAAAGGCGAAGGUAGUGCUGAGAUCAAGGAGAAAGCUGGUAGUGAUGAUGUGGCUAUUGCUGGUUCUGAUCAUCCCAGGGAUGUGGCGGAGAUCGAGAAGAUCAGUGAGGAGCACAAGCAUCAUGUCUUCCUUUUCUCGCUUGAAGCGCCGAGAGACGGGUUACCGGCGAAGACGCCCAAGAUUUAA